CCCAAAUGUAACGUCCGUAUCCCACUCUCUUUCUUUCUCUCUAAAAGCCAUUGCCCUUUCCCUCUGCAACUUCACCAUCAUCUAUCUCUAUAUAUCUAAUAUCUUUCUUUCUCUCUCUCUCUCUCUCUCUAACCUGUUUCUCUCUCUAAACCCUUUUCUUUCGCCACCAUGAACGACAACAAUGAAGGAAAUGAAUUCAACAAUUUGAAUUCAUUCAAAGCUUUGCUUGAAGUUGAAGAAGAUAACAACAACAAUUGGUACUUACCACACCAUAAUCACCAUGAAAACAACCUCGAUUUCCCCCCUAAUUCACCCUUACUUUUCCAGAACUUUGACCCGACCCAUGCCCAAUACUUUUUACCUCAAAAAGUCACUGUUUCUGACAACCCGUUAGACGCGGGUUACGAUGUGGAAACUGGUUUUCUGGGUAUGCAUAGAGGAAACGAUGGGUUAUCGGAAUUUGGUGCAUUGCCAUUGGUGUCACAAACCCAAAUGCUUAUUCCUCAUUUAACCUCUUCGGAUCCUCAGUUUGCAACAACCCAAUUUGGUUUUCCAAGUGUUGGACCCUUUGAGAAUUUACAGCCAACUCUGUUUGAGAAAAGAGCUGCUCUCCGAAGGAAUUUAAAUGAUACAAAUGGCGGAGGUGGAGGGAAUUUGGGGGUUUUAGUUGAUGUGGAUAACAUGAGUUUUGAUGAUUCUGGUCUGAAUUAUGAUUCGGAUGAGUUAACAGAAAACACCAACAAUAAUGGGAUUCAAAUUGGCGGUGGGGAGAGCUCCAAUCCUAACAGUACCACCAGCGGCGGAGGAGGCGGAGGGGAUCGGAAAGGUAAGAGAAAAGGGUUCCCGGCGAAGAAUUUAAUGGCGGAAAGGCGACGUAGGAAGAAGCUUAAUGAUAGACUUUACUUGCUGAGGUCUGUGGUACCAAAUAUUAGCAAGAUGGAUAGGGCUUCGAUUCUUGGAGAUGCUAUCGAGUACCUGAAAAAUCUUUUACAGAAAGUCAGUGAUCUUAACCAAGAGCUUGAGUCGAUCCCAUCAAGCUCUUCUUCCAUGGUCCCUGCCGCCGGCGCCGGAUUCCACCCCCUAACCCCGGCUGCCACCACUAUUCCGUCAUGCAUCAAGGAUGAGGGUUUCCCCACGGCCACCCUCUCCCCCACCGGACAACCAAUUAGGAUUGAAGUGAAGCAAAGAGAAGGAAGGGCGAUGAAUAUACACAUGUUUUGCAGCCGAAGGCCAGGGCUGUUGCUUUCAGUGACAAGAACUCUUGAUAAUCUUGGUUUAGACAUUCAACAAGCUGUUAUCAGUUGUUUCAAUGGCUUUGCGCUUGAUGUUUUCAAAGCUGAGCAGUGUAAUGAAGGUCAAGAAUUGCAACCUGAUCAAAUCAAGGCAAUGUUAUUGGAAUCUGCUGGAUACCAUGGUGUCGCGUAGGUAGAAUAGGAGUUAAUUUAGUAAUAAUAAUAGAUUAGUCGUAAUACUAAUAGUUUUAUUUAAUUUGAAUAUCAAUUAUCAACUCUUUUCUGUUAUGUUAUCUUUUGUUGGUGCUUUUGGAUUUUGAUGGAAACUUGCAUUUGCAUGCAGA
This is a messenger RNA of Lactuca virosa, 1576 nucleotides long. The record is from the annotation of a GenBank genome assembly. Lineage: Eukaryota; Viridiplantae; Streptophyta; Magnoliopsida; Asterales; Asteraceae.